Messenger RNA from Carassius auratus (goldfish), 1266 nucleotides. Its product is annotated as E3 ubiquitin-protein ligase BRE1-like. The record is from RefSeq and is a predicted model, not a curated record. Bases 401 to 946 code for a protein of 181 amino acids. The transcript is spliced from 3 exons. Lineage: Eukaryota; Metazoa; Chordata; Actinopteri; Cypriniformes; Cyprinidae.
CCCGUCCGUUACAACUGCGGAACGACAUGAAACAGCAAACAGUGCUAGACACGGAACACCAUUAGGAAGAAGAGUGGUUGUGACAGCGCAGAUCCAUUCACCACCGCAAAUAUCUACUAAUUCUACACCUGUUGAUUGUACGGGGAGUUUUGCAAACAGUAUACCUCAAGCAGUUGCUGAUGCAGGUGUUAGAAGACCGUGGGUAAAAUCAAGAUCACACCAUGAACACCAGAAUGUGACUGCUCCCCCGGUUCAGCCCGAUAGACAAAAGACUGUAGACCCCUGUGAGAUCGACGUGAUACCUAACACCCCCGAGCGAAAACGUCCGAGACAAUCAACUCAACCAGAAGACAAGGAGCUCUGGGACGAGCAUUUUGCCCAAGCAUGGGAUGGAUGUGAUAUGAACGUCCAAUCUAAUGUGGAUCAGGAGAAGAAUUUAAAUCAACCCACAGACACUGUUGAAAACGUCGCCGAUUCAGAUGAUGAUGAUGCAGACAAGCUUCCUUCAAACCAGGAGGAAUACAAGAACCAGCAGCUGAACGACACAAACAAUGACAUUUUGAACACUAUUGUCAAGAACCAAGAAAGAAUUAUAGAGGACCAAGCACGUCAUAAACAGCAGAACGACGCAAACAAAGCCAUUUUGGACACUGUUGCCAAGAACCAAGAACAUCAUAAACAGCAGAACGACGCGAACAAAGCCCUUUUGGACACAGUAGCCAAGAACCAAGAAAGAAUUAUAGAGGACCAAGCACGUCAUAAACAGCAGAACGACGCAAACAAAGCUGUUUUGGACACUGUUGUUAAGGAGCAGCAGAAACAAGGGAUCAUCCUUAAACAUAUUGUUGCGUUACUAAAACGUCAUCAUGGUGCACAUGCUAAGACGGCCUGUGAUCAGGAAAUGACUGUAACGCUGUUAACUGAACUGCUGGAUCUUUUUAAAUAACUGUAUUGGUGAGUCCUAUUUUCUUUACCCAGUUUUUUUUUUUCUAAGUGUGUAUUAUUUUUGUCACAAGUGUGCAUAGAUGUGGUUUUAUGAUUAGAUUUUUUCCUUCUUCUACGUUUAGUUGUGUGGUGUGUAUUUUGUGAAUAUUUUUAAAUAAAUUAGUGUUAGAAAUGGCUGCAAAACGUUGUCGGGAGUCAUGUGAUGGUGAACAAGAUCCACCGUUAAGGGGUAAUAGGGAUGAUAAUUUCCAAAAUCAACAAAACACCACAGAAAAGCUACUCAGGCUCAUACAGACUGUUGAUGAGAUGAAAAAACACAAA